AUGCUAGCCUUCCUCAAGAGCUAUGCAACGCCAACUGGCCCUGCAAGAAGGGUUGGAGAGGAAGAGGCAGGAAAUGACAUCACCAAUGCUCCUGGAAGAGUCAUGAACAGGACGGGCAGUGGUCAGCAGGGCAGUGAAGGCGAGGUGGCAUUGCACAUCUGGCUUCAGAACGACAGGCACUGCUCAGGGUGGGACGUUUCAUUUCUUCUUCUUUCCUGGUUUGAUUUCCAGACCAUUGUUCUUCAUAUACUGCUGUGCCUCCUCAUUUUCUACACAGUGUAUUACAUGACUGGAAGCAUUUGCUGUGGAGCAUUCAGGCUCAACAACUUUGGCAUGCUUAUCCCUUUUGAAUUCAACAUGGAACCAUCUUAUUCAAAUCCCAACUAUCUGGCAAAUGUGCUGUCGAUGGAGACCACCUUUCUGAUCAGCGGCCUCCUCUUCGCUGUGCUACUGAAACGCUGGGUCUGGGAUUAUACCAUCACUGUUACCAUGGCCCAUGUGCUCUUGACUGUUGCAGUAAUGAAAGAAUUUCCUCUGGUUUGGCAAUGGUGGCUGGCGCUUGCCAGCGGCCUCUUCAUCAUGAUUUGCAGUGGAGAACUCGUGACUUACCUCGCUUGCUCCAACACAGACAGCCUUCUUUAAGCUCAAAGCGGCCUCACUUCUUCACAUCAACAUGCAGCACAAGACGCUCCCUGCUCAUCGGAAAGGGACCAUGGAGCAUGCAAAAGGUCCCAGUUUCAAUUUCAGGCUUCUCCAGUUAAAUCAGGGGUGGGGAUCCCGCAGACUUCUAGCUGUUAUAGGAUUCCAAAUCCCAUCAGCCACAGCCAGCAUUGUCAAUAGUCAGAGAUCGGGGGGAAUUUGAGUCCAACACUUGGAGCAUCACAGGUUUUCCAUUCCAAAGUUAAAUGAAUCCCAGGUAGAAGGGAAUGUGAAGGACCACUGCCAGAGACCCUAGCAUAGAGAAUGCUGACCUAGAUGGACAUAUAGUCUGAUUUUGGCAGUAUAUGGCAGAUUCUUCCAGCGUUCCAUUUGAAAAAGACAGGCUGACAAGGGUGCCUAAGCAGACGGCAACAUUUAGCUGUUAAUCAAUUACAAAUAUCAGCUAACAAUGUGGCCUUGAUUAAACAAACAAAUUGCUAAUUUUAGAAAAUAUUUUAAAUACCUUACAAAAACUGCAGAGGGCAAGCACCAUCUAAUAUAGGCACUCCUUCCAGUGCUAGAAGGGAGGUGCCUCUGGAGUCUAUGAUGUCAUCUGCUGCAACACACACAUACUGAAACAAUGAAUGUUUCCUCCCCCUUAGAACUAUUGUUUUUGUACAACUAUAUGUAAUAUCAUUGU
Molecule: messenger RNA, 1339 nt
Organism: Lacerta agilis (Sand lizard)
Lineage: Eukaryota; Metazoa; Chordata; Lepidosauria; Squamata; Lacertidae
Product: transmembrane protein 244-like
Exons: 6
Coding region: 1-642 (213 amino acids)
Source: RefSeq, a predicted model, not a curated record